AUGAAUGGGUGCGUCUCAUCGUCACGAGGCGUAUUGCGUCGACGACGGCAAGUUGAAGAGCGCAUCGUCGGCGCCCGCACCGCGACGGAGAGCACUCGAAGCACUCGAACCAUGAUGACACAGAUAUCACUCACGCUAUCGGACGAUCUCGCCGCAGAGUCGUCGGAACAGUCGAGUCCCCUCGCUGAUCUCACGAGUGCAAUCUCUCAACCGACGCGCUCAAACCGUCAGUGUGCGUCCGGCGUGUGCGGAAAACGCCCCGCGCACGCCCUCGCGACCGUGCUGAGGCUCGCCGCAGACGCACUUGAUGGCCCUGCGAUGACCGGGGGCAAAAAACGCGCGCGAGGGCGCGGUUCGCCGAUGGAGUACGAGUACGGGGCGACUGACGACUUUGACGACGUCCUCGCGCCCGCGAAAAAUCUGUUGCGCUUGAUUGAAGUGGAAAAGCGUUGGGAUGUUGGACAGAAAAGACCUGCCCAGGGCGACGCGGGGGGUGAAUGGAUUCUCCUUGAAAAGCACAACACAGCGCAAGAAGCGAGGGCCGCGGCGCUUCUUCGUCCGAACGGCGUGAAAUUCAAGAGCGUAGUCGAGCAUCGCAUCGACGAUGACGUCUAUGAGCUCCUUUACCACGCGCCGCCAUCGCUCGGUGCCUUCCGCGGGCCUACGUGGCAUGGUGCCGAACACGUGCGCGCGGACGUCUGCCCACCCCGUACCCCUCGCCCCCAAUCGCCACCACCCUUGCCCCCUUGCCCCGUUUUUUACCCACUUUUUACCUCUUUUCACACCCUUUUACCCCAAAUAUGUCUUGAGUCAUAA
Molecule: messenger RNA, 816 nt
Organism: Ostreococcus tauri
Lineage: Eukaryota; Viridiplantae; Chlorophyta; Mamiellophyceae; Mamiellales; Bathycoccaceae
Product: unnamed product
Exons: 1
Coding region: 1-816 (271 amino acids)
Source: RefSeq, a predicted model, not a curated record